Messenger RNA from Anneissia japonica, 1014 nucleotides. RefSeq names its product zinc transporter ZIP1-like. Gene Ontology annotation, biological process: zinc ion transmembrane transport. Gene Ontology annotation, cellular component: plasma membrane. The coding region runs from base 30 to 893 and encodes 287 amino acids. The record is from RefSeq and is a predicted model, not a curated record. Lineage: Eukaryota; Metazoa; Echinodermata; Crinoidea; Comatulida; Comatulidae. The transcript has a single exon. Gene Ontology annotation, molecular function: zinc ion transmembrane transporter activity.
UCUGGUGCUGGAGAAUACGGUACGAAGCAAUGGACAUUCUAGUGGUGAAAAUAAUCGCACUCUUCACGCUCUGUCUUUUGUCUCUUUUAGCUGGUUCACUACCGUUGUUAUGUCUUCGGAGACGAUCCCCGCGUUUGAAGACUUUGCUACUCUUCUGCAACUGUUUUUCAGGAGGCAUCUUCUUAGGGUCAUUCCUACUCCAUCUUCUUCCAGAAUCACAAGAAAAACUUAAAGACGUGUUUCCAGAUGAGGACUUCCCAGUCAGUGAAGCACUGGUGGCGGCGGGAUUUUUCCUGAUUCUCCUCAUCGAAUGCACAGCUCUGGCGUGUUAUCAAACGGAACAUACCUCAUCCCAACAUAAUGAACGUAGCUCUUUGCUUUGCAAUGAAAACUCCUCCGCUGUAAUAGAGCCAGCAGAGGAGGACGUACAUGAGCAUGGAAUUAUCGGCGACUCUUCUAUUCUACGAACAGUCUUCUUUCUAUUAGCGCUUAGCAUACAUUCAUUAUUUGAGGGGUUUGCUAUAGGACUUGAGACAUCAAAAAAAGAGGCCCUUCAAUUAUUACUUGCUAUAGGCAUACAUAAAUCAUUAAUUUCCUUAAGUUUCUCUUUUAACCUUGCACGGCAGAACAUGACCAUCUUGGUACAAAUGAUAUUCUUGGCGAUAUUUAGUUUUUCUUCUCCACUAGGCAUCGGCAUCGCAAUCGCAUUGUCAGAGAAUCCAAAUGCACUCCUCAACGGCAUCUUGCAAAGUCUGUCAGCUGGUACGUUCCUGUAUGUUAUAUUUAUAGAAAUUGUUCCAUCUUUGAAUCUUCAUCACCAUCGUGGUCCCUUGAAAGCCCUGGUAAUGAUGGUAGGAUUUGGGGUUAUGAUUGGUCUGCAUUAUGUUGAAUGAAAUAAAUCAUUCUUUGCGCUCCUUAGCCUUAGGCAAGGCACUUUAUCUACAGUUGUCUCUCUCCACCCAGGAGUAGGCCUACACGUGGGUACCUGGUAGGUUCAAACACAGCCAGCGCUGA